Archocentrus centrarchus (flier cichlid) is the source of this 11390-nucleotide messenger RNA. It is a transcript of the gene chd7, whose product is annotated as chromodomain helicase DNA binding protein 7. Bases 1 to 9966 code for a protein of 3321 amino acids. The record is from RefSeq and is a predicted model, not a curated record. Lineage: Eukaryota; Metazoa; Chordata; Actinopteri; Cichliformes; Cichlidae. The transcript is spliced from 40 exons. Gene Ontology annotation, molecular function: ATP binding; protein binding.
AUGGCGGACCCGGGGAUGUUGAGCUUAUUUGGGGACGAUCCAGGGUUGUUCUCAGAUGGAUUAGAUGGUUUAGGAGACUGCUUUCCUCAGCAGUCAGUCCCGGGCCAGUCUACCCCUCUUGCCCAGCAGACAAAUUCCGCUCUGAACCAUGAGCACCAGGGAAGCAGGGGAUACCACCAGGGGAUGAUGCAUGGCAGUGGGCCUACCCCAACACAGUCUAAAAUGGGGCAAAUGUAUGACCAUGGCCCCUAUACAGGCUACGAUCAAUCUGGCACCCCUGGAGGACGAAUGAUGGCUCAGAACGGCCCCAGCCAGGGUCCGCCAAAUGUGAACACGGCCAUGAACGGCAUGGCCUCCCACUACCACGGUAACCCAGCUAACUCUAGCAACCCCCACCAUGGAUACCAGGGUGAUGCUGGAGGAGGAGGAGGAGGAGGUGGGGGAGUUUGGGGCCAGCAACAGCAGCCCAGACCAGCUUAUCAGCAGGCUCCAGCACAACCAGGGGGUACUCCCAACCAGAUGGGAGGCUACCAGAUGUCUCAAGGCAACUAUGGUGGGAUGCAAGGUCCACCCACAUCUAAUGCAGUUCGCAUGACUCAACACUACCCUCCGCAGAGCAUGGCACCCCCCCCUGCUCAGGAUUCAUCUCACUACUUGGGACAUGUUGGAAUUGGGGGUAACCAGAUAAGACACCCUCAGCCUCAGGCACAAUCCCAAGGCUAUCCCAACAUGGGACACACAUCCCGAUACCCACACUCCCCAUCUAGACAGCCACCACACCCCCAUCACCAACAGGGCAUGGGAGGGUUUGGAGGUACUCAGUACUCUGGCUAUCAGCCUCAGUAUGGUGCCAUGGGACCUGGGAUGGGCCAGGGUGCUAAUACUAAUGUCAAUGCUAACACCAGCCAAGCCAUGGGACCAGGGCAGCUUGGCCAGAGGUUUACCCAGGGAACAGGUCCGACAGCAGGGCAGCAGGGACAGCGAUACCCCCCUGGACCACCACACCAACCCCAUCAGACUCAUUCUGCCCCGAUGCAACAGCAGGCAGGGCAGCAGAGCCAGCCUAUGCACCCCCUAAACCACCCCCAGAAUAUGCCACAGCCCCAAAACCAAGCCCAGUCCCACCUUGCCCCCCCAGCUCAGGGAUCUUACUCCUCUCCCUCAUCCAUGUCCCCCAUGCGGGUUUUGGGAACCCCAACCCCUCCUCCCACCCAACAGGGCAGACCCCCUAGCGCAGGACUAGCUGGGCCCUCAGAGGUUGCGGGAUACACAGCAAUGCAGUCUCCACCCAGUGCUAUGGCCCAUUCGCAGAGAACUCCACAAACCCCCCUGUCUGCCCCACACCCCCAACACCAGCAACCACACAGCAUGCCCCCCAGCACAGGGCAGAUGUAUCCUGGUAUGGGGCCACAGCGUGGCCCACAAAUGGGACCAAACAGGCCUCAGAUCCAGCAGCAGCAAGGACAUGAAACCCCAGUAACCCAGGGAGGAGACCAGCGUCUACUCCAGGCCCAGCAGCAGGCCUCCCGAAGUGGGCAGCACAUGCAGCCAGCCACCAUGAGUUUCCAGGGUCCGCCUAUUGGCCAACACGGAAUCCCAGCUCCAAACCAGGGCCUUGGGCCACCCACCCAGAGCCCUCAGACGCAGCACACACAUCUGCCUCCACACCACUUGCAGAGCACGCCCCCGCCUCCCAACCAGGCCUCCCACCCAUGGGCACCUCCACCUCCUGCCUCCCACCCGCUGUCCUCACCCCCUCUUACUCCACAGAAAGUGCCUCACAUACAGCAUUCCCCCACGGACCCGUCAGGUGAUGUUUUGAUGACAGUUCCUGACAGGACAACAGUCAGCGCUGGUGCCCCCAAUCAGCCUAUCAGCACAGAAAAGCCCAACGACCAGGAGACCAAGCCAAAAAAGAAGAAGAAGAAGAAAGCAAAAGUAGUGGACAGAGAGGAAGAAGAGGCACGGAAGAAGGCGGUAGGAGAAGGAAGAGAGGAAGACAUAAAGUCUGAAUUUCCAGGAACAGGAUUCGAUGGUGGUGAACAGGUUACUGGCACAGGACUCGUAGAGGGAAGUUCACCACCGGCGGAAGAGAAGAAAAAGCGGAAAAAGAAACCAAAGGAGAAGGCAGAGGGCAAGGAGCCCAAAGAGCCCAAGACCCCGAAGGCACCCAAAAUGCCCAAGACCCCCAAAGAGCCCAAGGAGAAGAAAGCCAAGAGCUCCACACCCAAGACCAAGACUCCCAAGAAAACCAGCAGUAAAAAAGUGGAGUCAGAGGGUGGGGCCAGCGCUGCUAAGAAGGAUUCAAAGAGAAAGAGGGAGUUUUCGGUCAAUGAUGAUGCUGAGGCGAAGUCUCCACCCCCAUCUCCACCUGAAGAAGAGGAUGAUGAUGGUGUACAGAAGCGUCGGUCUAGCCGUCAGGUGAAGAGGAAGAGGUACACAGAGGAUCUGGAGUUCAGGAUCUCAGAGGACGACGACAGCGGAGAUGACUCGCCGUCACCCAAGUCCCCAUCGUCGUCAUCGCAGCAACAGGAUGUGGCUGAAGCUGAAGGACCAGUUGUAGAGAAGAUCAUGGGCUUGCGUACCUCCAAAAAACAACUGGAGUCAGGGGAGGAAGUGGAGAUGGAGGAGUUCUACGUCAAGUUCAAGGGCUUUUCAUACCUACACUGUCGCUGGGCCAACCUGGAAGAACUAGAAAAGGACAAGAGAAUACACCAGAAGGUCAAGAGGUUUAAGGCCAAGCAGCAGCUCAACAACUUUAUAACUGAGAUGGAUGAUGAGCCUUUUAACCCUGACUAUGUGGAGGUGGACCGUGUCCUGGACGUUUCAGAGAGCACAGAUGAAAAUGGAGAGAUGGUGACCUUAUAUCUAGUGAAGUGGUGCAGUCUGCCUUAUGAAGACUCCACCUGGGAGCUGAAGGCCGACAUUGACCAGUCCAAGAUAGAUGAAUACGAGCGCAUCGGAGCACGCACGCCCAACACUAAGAGAGUGGAUCGGCCUCCUGCAGCUGACUGGAAAAAGCUGGAGGGCUCCAGGGAAUACAGGAACGGCAACGCACUCAGGGAAUACCAGCUAGAAGGCCUCAACUGGCUAACUUUCAACUGGUACAACUCACGUAACUGUAUCUUGGCUGACGAGAUGGGGCUGGGGAAGACCAUCCAGUCAAUUACAUUCCUCUAUGAGAUUUACAUGAAAGACAUCGAGGGGCCGUUCCUGGUCAUCGCCCCGCUCUCCACCAUCCCCAACUGGGAGAGAGAGUUCAGGACCUGGACUGAGCUCAACGUGGUGGUCUACCACGGCAGCCAGGCCAGCCGAAAGACCAUCCAGGCCUACGAGAUGUACUACAGAGAUGCACAGGGUAAAAUAAUAAAGGGAGUGUAUCGGUUCCACGCGGUGAUAACAACCUUCGAGAUGAUUCUGGCUGACUGUCCAGAGCUACGCAGCAUACCGUGGCGCUGUGUGGUGAUAGACGAAGCCCACCGCCUGAAAAACAGAAACUGCAAGCUACUGGAGGGACUCAAAAUGAUGGACAUGGAGCACAAAGUUCUCUUGACAGGAACUCCUCUCCAGAACACUGUGGAGGAGCUCUUUAGCUUACUCAACUUCCUGGAGCCUGAGAGAUUCCCGUCUGAACAAACGUUCAUGACUGAAUUUGGAGACCUAAAGACUGAAGAGCAGGUUCAGAAACUGCAGGGCAUUCUGAAGCCCAUGAUGCUCAGAAGACUGAAGGAGGAUGUGGAAAAGAACCUGGCCCCAAAGGAGGAGACCAUAAUCGAGGUGGAGCUCACCAACAUCCAGAAGAAAUACUAUCGAGCCAUUCUGGAGAAGAACUUCUCCUUCCUGUCCAAAGGAGGUGCUGGAGGGGGUGGAGGGGGAGGAGCCAGUGUCCCCAACCUCCUCAACACCAUGAUGGAAUUGAGGAAAUGCUGCAACCACCCCUACCUCAUCAAUGGAGCGGAAGAGAAAAUCAUCGAGGAGUUCAGGGACUCCCAUGGUGGUGGGGCAGACAUGCCGGACAUGGCCCUCCAAGCCAUGAUCCAGGCAGCCGGAAAGCUGGUGCUCAUUGACAAGCUGCUUCCCAAACUAAAAGCCGGAGGACACAGAGUCCUGGUGUUCAGCCAAAUGGUCCGCUGUCUGGACAUCCUGGAGGACUACCUCAUCCAGAAACGAUAUCCAUAUGAACGUAUAGACGGCAGAGUUCGUGGCAACCUACGGCAGGCAGCCAUCGACCGCUUCUCCAGACCAGACUCUGAUCGUUUUGUCUUCCUGCUGUGCACGAGAGCCGGAGGACUGGGCAUCAACUUGACUGCAGCAGACACCUGCAUUAUCUUUGACUCUGAUUGGAACCCCCAGAACGACCUCCAGGCCCAGGCGAGGUGUCAUCGUAUCGGCCAGUCCAAGUCCGUUAAGAUCUACCGCCUGAUCACCAGGAACAGCUACGAGAGGGAGAUGUUUGACAAGGCCAGCCUCAAGCUGGGACUCGACAAGGCCGUCCUCCAGAGCAUGAGCGGACGAGAGAAUGCCAACAGCGGGGUCCAGCAGUUGUCCAAGAAAGAGAUCGAGGAUCUGCUGAGAAAGGGCGCCUACGGCGCUCUUAUGGAUGAGGAAGACGAAGGCUCAAAAUUCUGUGAGGAAGACAUUGACCAGAUCCUCCAGAGACGAACACACACCAUCACCAUCGAGUCUGAGGGCAAGGGCUCUACUUUUGCUAAGGCCAGUUUUGUUGCAACGGGCAACCGAACAGACAUUUCUCUGGAGGAUCCGGACUUCUGGCAGAAAUGGGCGAAGAAGGCUGAACUAGACAUGGAUGCCAUCAAUGGACGGAACACGCUGGUUAUCGACACGCCCAGAGUGAGGAAGCAGACGCGGCACUACAGCAGCGUCAAAGAGGAAGAAAUGCUGGAGUUCUCUGAGCUGGAGAGCGAUGAAGACGAGCCCAGCAGACCCUCAUCCAAACCGCGGCGGCCCCAAGACAAAACUCAGGGCUACCCCCGAUCGGAGUGCUUCAGAGUGGAGAAGAACCUGCUGGUCUACGGUUGGGGAAGGUGGAGCGACAUUCUGGCUCACGGUCGCUUCAAGCGCCCGCUGAAGGAGACCGAUGUGGAAACAAUCUGCAGAGCGCUCCUGGCCUACUGUCUGCUGCAUUACCGUGGAGAUGAAAACAUCAAGAGUUUCAUCUGGGACCUGAUCACUCCAAGUGAAGAUGGGACCACCAGGACGCUUACCAACCACUCUGGCCUCUCUACUCCUGUCCCCAGGGGCAGGAAGGGCAAGAAGGGUAAGCCCCAGGCCCCGCCUCCACAGACACCACGUGCUGAUUGGCUGGCUACUUGCAAUCCUGACCAUUUACUGCAAGAGGAUAGCUACAAGAGACACUUGAAACAUCAUUGUAACAAGGUCCUGCUCAGAGUGAGGAUGCUGUAUUAUCUGCGACAGGAAGUCAUAGGCGACCAGGCUGAGCGCAUCUUGGAGGGAGCAGAUUCCAGUGCGCCGGACAUCUGGAUCCCCCAACCAUUCCAUGCUGAGGUGCCGGCCGACUGGUGGGACAGCGAAGCUGACAAAUCCCUGCUCAUCGGCGUCUUCAAGCACGGCUAUGAGAAGUACAACUCCAUGCGUGCUGACCCCGCCCUGUGUUUCUUGGAGCGAGUGGGCAUGCCAGACGCCAAAGCCAUCGCUGCUGAGCAGAGGGGCUCUGACAUGAUGGCAGAUGGUGCUGAGGGUGAGGAUGAGGAUCCUGAGUACAAACCACUGCGCAUGCCCUUUAAAGACGACAUGGACGACUUCACCAACUCUCCCCUGGACGACAAAGAUGAGGGUGUGGAGGGAGAGAAUGAAGCAAAAUCUGAUGAAAACAGUCAGAGGGCUCCUGCCUCCAACGAGCGGCUCUACUGGCCAGCAGCCUCAGCUCUGACAGCUCGUCUGCGUCGCCUCAUCACGGCCUACCAACGCACCAACCGGAGAGAGCAGCUUCGCCAGGAGGCGCUCAACCGACCUGAUGGCCGGCGACGAAGACGCAGGGAGUUCCUGCCUUCCAUUGGUGUGGUUACCGAAACAGGAGGAGCAGCACCUUACAUCCAAGAGGGCGCAGGGGUGUUCAUGGCAGAAGGAAGCCCAUAUCUGGCUAAAGGAAGCGCUUACUUUACCAAGGGUGGACAGUUCAUACCAGAGGCGUCGCCAGUGUUAAACACCAGCUCCCUGAUGUCUGAGGGAGCCAUGUACUACAAGGAGAGAAGACAAAGGUGGACACGUCGUGAAGAGGCCGACUUCUACCGUGUUGUGUCCACCUUUGGAGUCGUCUUUGAUACCAAACGUCAGAAAUUUGAUUGGACCCAGUUCAGAGCUUUUGCUCGACUGGACAAGAAGACAGAUGAGAGUUUGGAAAAGUAUUACUACUCAUUCAUCGCCAUGUGUAAACGGGUCUGCAGAAUGCAGGUCAAGACUGAAACGGAACUUCCAGACCCAACUCUGAUCAUUGACCCCAUCACAGAGGAGCGUGCCUCUCGCACCCUCUACCGCAUCGAGCUUCUCCGCCGCAUCCGAGAGCAAGUCCUCCCUCACCCUCUGCUCUCUGAGCGCCUCAAGCUCUGCCAGCCUUCCCCAGACCUUCCAGAGUGGUGGGAGUGUGGCCGCCAUGACCGGGACCUCCUCCUGGGUGCCUCGAAGCACGGUGUGAGCCGCACAGAUUAUCACAUCUUGAAUGACCCUACCUUGGCCUUCCUGGACGCCCACCAACGCUUUACCAGCCAGCGAGGAGCCGGCAUGGGCAUAGGAGCCUCUUUAGAGAUCACCAAAGCUGGGAUGGGAGGAACAGAAACCGCUUCUGCUCCACUCCUAACCCCUGCAGAACUGGCGAGUGCCACAUCUGCUGCCAAAAUUGCUGUCAAUGCAACUAAAGAGGACGAGUUAGAGGAGAAGGAUAUAAAGAUAGAGGGAAAAACGGAGAUGGUGGAAAUGGAAAUGGAUGGAGAAGCGAAUGACAUUCCAUGCACUAAAAUGGAAACUUCUGAUGAACAAAAGGACCAUGAGGGAGAUGUCAGCGAAGAUAAAGAUGAGACCGCUGAAUCGCCAAGAAAGGAGAUUAAGAAAGAAGAGGAGGUCCAGCCAAAGGCUGUUAAAGAGGAGCAAGAGGUGCAGAAAGAAGAGCAGUGUGGCGAAGAAGACAAGCAGACAAAUGACCAAGACAAAGACUUGACAGAAGAGAAGAGCAGCAGGAAUCCCGAUGACCCUCUCAGCGACCAGAAGGAGACAGCGACCGAACUCCGAGGCUCCUCUCCUAAAGCACAACCAGCUCAAAAGAUUGCAGAGGAGGAAGAUGGAGAAGAGAGGGAGAACCCAGAGUCUCCUAAAUCUCCAAAGUCUGCUGACACAGAGAAAAGCCCAGAGGAGGAAGAGGAGGAGAGGCUAGAUGAAGAUGACAAAUCAGAGAAAUCCUCUCAGGCUGAAGCGAGUGCAGCAUCAGAGCAGAAGAACUUCGACGAGGAGAGUAUUGCAUCUCUGAGCACCUCGGCCCGAGAUGAAACCAGAGACGGCUUCUGCCCCGACGACCUGCCAGAAACUUCUGCAUUGCAGGCUUUGCAGGACCGUGCCUUUGGCUUCUCAUUCUGGCCUAAGGAUCGAGUGAUGAUCAACAGGAUGGAUAACAUCUGCGAGACCGUCCUGAAGGGCAAGUGGCCUGUCAACAGACGCCACGUAUUUGACUUCCCUGGCAACCUCCUGCCAGGGCAUGGCUCCUCAGCAACAACGGUGGCUGCAGCCAUGGCGACUGAGAGCCCGCUGCAGAGGCGGAGCCUGGCUGAGCUGACGAUGGCCGGCAUCCAUACAUCAUUCAGUGGGAGUGAAGAGAAAACACUAUCGCCACAGGUUCACGAGGACACUCUGAGCCUGACAGUGCCUCGACAGAGGAGGAGGAGGAGGAAAAAGAUUGAGAUUGAGGCAGAGAGGGCGGCCAAGAGACGCAACCUGAUGGAGAUGGUGGCUCAGCUGAGAGAAAGCCACGCUGCUGCUGAGUCCCAGAGUCAAGCUAUAGACCUCACCAAGGGUAUGCCCCAUCACCACAAGGCCUCUCCCUCACUGACCAGCUUCUCCGGUUCCCUGGUUACAAACCCCUCCCUCAAGGCCCAGAUGGAUUUGCUUCAGCAAGGCUCGGCCACUGGACACAGAGCCAACGGUUCACUCGAGGCUGACCUGCCCGCCGUUAGGAGGAGGCGUGGCCGCAGGAAAAAUGUGGAGGGCCUGGAGCUGCUGUUCAUGGCCAACAAGCGAACAGGAGGGGAUGAUGCUAAUGGGGCAAAGGUCCCAGGUGUGGAAGGGCUUCAGGAUGCUGCUCGUGCCCACAGACCCCACAGUGUUGCUGAGCAGAGCCCCAGUGCCAGAUCUCUGGCCUCAGGGAAUCUGGAGGAGGAAGAGACAGCGGUUUCCAGUAAAGAGCUGGGAGAAUGGCUGAGGCAGCACCCACCAUACACCAUGGAUAUGCCUGGAUUCACACCAAAGAGCGACGAGCUGCUGCUGGCUCAGUUUUCUAAACCCAAGCAGAAACGCCAUCGUUGUCGAAACCCCAACAAGAUCGACAUCAACACACUGACGGGGGAUGAAAGAGUGCCUGUGGUCAACAGAAGAAACGGACGCAAGAUGGGCGGAGCCAUGGCUCCACCAAUGAAGGAGCUUCCCAGGUGGUUGCUGGAGAACCCAGAGUUUUCGAUCGCUCCUGAUUGGACAGAUAUUGUCAAACAGUCGGGUUUCCUCCCUGAAGCCAUGUUUGACCGCCUUCUGACCGGCCCUGUAAUCAGAGAAGAGGGUGUUCGCCGUCGGGGGCGUCGCCCCAAAUCUGAGAUUGCCAAGGCAGCUGCCGCAGCACAGGCUGCUGCGGCAGCUCAGGCUGCACAGGCUUCACUGGCCACUGCUGCUUCAUCUGCAGGAGGCAUCAACCCUCUGUUGUUGAACAGUCUGUUUGGAGGGAUGGACCUGUCGUCUCUCCAGAGCCUUCAGUCUCUCCAGCUGGCUGCAGGUCUGAUGGCCUUCCCUCCUCCCACAGACCCCAAGCAAGCCGCUGCCAACGCCGCUGCCGCCUCCAUGCUGCCUCUCAUGCUGCCCGGCAUGGGAGGCCUUCCCAACAUGGCUACUGCCCUACCCAACAUGUUCAGCCUUGGCGGCCUAUUUGGUGGUAACCUGGCAACAGCCACGGCUCCGGCCCCAGCUGCACCUAACUCCGCGGUCACCAUCGCAGCAGGCAAAACCAACGGCACAGCGGAAGGAGAGGGAGGAGAUGGUGAUGAGGCGGCAACAACAAAGAGGAAGAGGGAGGGAGAGGAUAAAGAUGAAGCAGAAAACGGUGGCGCAGAGGAUGAGGAGGACGCAGCUGAGGGAAACGAAGGAGGAGUGAAGAAGGCAAAGAGGAAGAAGAAGGAGGAGGAGGAUGGGGCAGAGAAAACAGACAGAUCACUCGGCGAUGACGCUGUGGCACCUCAGAUCCCAGCUGCUGACCCUUCAGCAGAGGCAUCCAUCAACGGUGAUGCCGCUGCCCUGCUGGCUGCAGCCGGCAUGUCCGCCAAUACCCUGGCGUUCAACCCCUUCCUUCUCUCCACCAUGGCCCCGGGUCUCCUCUACCCGUCUAUGUUCCUACCUCCAGGCCUUGGAGGACUCAGCCUGCCGGGCUUCCCCACUGCCUCCAACCUUGCCGAACUGCAGAGUGCAAUGGCCGGAGCACUGGGGGGCGGUGCUGGGACUCCAAACGCCCUAAGAGACCAAGAGAAGGAGGACAAAAAGGCAGAUCUGAAAGCAGCAGGGGAGGACGAGGAGGAGGAGGAUGAGGAGGAAGAGGCAGGUGGAGAGAGUGACUUGGCUGAGGAGAAAGAGGGGGAGACGAGAGGCGAGGCUGAUUAUUCAGCUUUAGAGGAUGGAGGGAUGGGCAGAGAGGAGGAGGCGGUUGAGGACGCAGCAGCAUCUUCACAGAAGGACAAAAGUGACUGAAGAAAAACACAAAACUGACUGGCCUUGGACAAUUCUUCACCUCUGACCCCACCCAGACCCACCACGUUUACACGCCUCCACCAGAAAUAUCCAAACUAUUAUAAAUCCUUCUUCUUUUUUUUUUUUUUUUUUCUUUGCGUUGUUGAUGAUUUUUUUUUUCUUUCACUUUUUUUUUUUUUUUUUUUUGGCCAGUUAUAUUUACUAUGCGUCAGAGAGGACGAGAUUUAUGUGUGUUAAGUUAAAUCUUUCUGAUCGAUAGUGUAGUCAGGGAAAAUCCUCACAGCUGCUCGCUAAGAGCUCAGCUCCUCUUCAAAGACUGUUUCUUGGCCUGUGUGGGCGCGCUGAUCGGUGCACCCACACUUUUCUUUCCCACAGUCCCUCAAAUAAGACUUCACAAGGGUUCCAGUAGUACUAUUAUUAUUAUUAUUAUUAUUAUUGUUGUUAUUAUUAUUGUUUAUUAUUAUUAUUAUUGCUGCUUUCAGCUCAUCUUUUUUUGCCUCCUCCUUUUUUAAAUUUUUAAAAAAAUUUUGUCUGGACUGUUUUGUUGUUGUUGGCAGCAUCUCAUCAAAACGAGAGGAAACGCCUGCUGCUAGCACCUUUUUCAGCAUCAGAGGAGUGCGCUGCAGAGUUCACAGGAACCUUAAAGCCAGCAUCAGAGUUUUAGAUUAAAAUUUAUAGAACACAGAUCACAUUUCUAUUAACCUUUAAUAAGUCUGUUGGUACUUAUAACAGAAUAUUCAUUCAGUGAAAUUAUUUGGAUUAUUUUGCAUUGGUGUCAAAACCUAAUUCCACUCUUCAGCAUCAUGUUUAAAGUUUAUCCACUAAUGUGCAGCCGUCACAUUAAAUAAAAAAACUUGAUCACUGUCGCAGCCUUAAGCAGAAAGGGUUAACAGAGUUGCUGAUCAUGACUGUGAUGCAUCUGAUUCAGGGUUUGAAGGAGCCUUUGCAGCGCACCCCUCUGUGCUCGAAAGAUAAGGAAAAACAGCAUUACAGCUAACCCGGCUGUCUGUCUGACAAAGCUGCUGCAAAAGGAAUUGUGGGUAAUGGAGUUGAUUGAGCUGUUCUUAUUCAGAGCAGAUUUUAAGUUCUCACAUAUCAGACCAGGUAGAUGAGGAGGAGGAAAACAAAACCAGACUGGCCUAAAAAAAAAAAAAAAAAUACUCAGUCUCACACACUGACUCCCACAUCGCACACACGCACACACACACACACACACACACACAUAUCCCAGUGCAUACUUGAUCAUUAGCUGUACACGCUCUUUCAGGUGUCCACCACUACACACACACAGGCAUACACUCUCACACUCUAACCCCUUUCUCUGUCAUGUGACUGUUUCUGGGAGGACUGUUUCUCUUUGAGUGUACGUGUAUGUGCUUGUGUGCACGCUGAACCAAUACUGUUAAACCCAGUCCCACACUGAA